UUCUUUUCCUCUUUCUCCAGCUCCUCUCCUCAGUUUCCUCUUUGGUGAGUGAUGGAAGGCAGGCGGUCACAGAGCUGUCCUUUCUGAUCCUCAGUCAUUGGUUCGCAGCCUCUCUCAGGGCAGUGCUGCAAACCCUGCCACCUCCCCGCCUCCCUCCCGCCCAGGACAGAAGCUGCUCCGAGCUCUGUCUCCAGCUCAGGCAGGAGCGCAGCGGUGAGAGCGCGUGAGGACAGGUUCGCUAUACACCAGGCGUCUGGGAGGCUGCAGGACCGCUCCAAAAGGCCACCGCACCCGGGGGAGCAGAGGAUCCGCGAGCACCGGCGCCCAAAGCAGAGCCCCACACGCUGCUGCUGCAUUCACCUGCACCCUUCUCAACGGCUGCAGCCCAGGGGUGCUCCGGAGCUCACCCGAGCUGAAGAGCGGCUGGAAAGCUGUGAAACGGGCCCGGGGCUCAGAACUCUCCAGGUAGCAAGAGACAGAAGCGGGAACUCCCGAGGUGCAGGGGUCUGCCGCGGCUGAGCAUCUUGAGCGGCGGACGACACCCUACCCCCCCCCCGCGCGCGCCGGGGGUCCCAGUGACCUGGCCGCCUGGGGGGCGCCGAUUCCCCGCCAGGUGAGCGCGGCCGGGCGGGAGGGGAACGUCAUGGAGGCUCUUAGCAGCGCCGGUCUACCGCAUCAGAAGUGAGGUGGCCCUGCCCGAGUCGGCGGGUCCCCGCGGAUCAUGUACGGCGACGUGUUCAACGCCACUAGCGGGCCGGAGGCGGCGGGAAGUGCCGCGCUGGCCCCCGGAGCCACGGUCAAGGCAGAGGGCGCUUUGCCGCUGGAGCUGGCCACCGCGCGUGGAGUUCGGGACGGCUCGGCCACCAAGCCAGACCUGCCCACCUACCUGCUGCUCUUCUUCCUCCUGCUGCUGUCCGUGGCGCUCGUCGUCCUCUUUAUCGGCUGCCAGCUGCGCCACUCGGCCUUUGCUGCGCUGCCCCACGAUCGCUCGCUCCGCGACGCCCGUGCGCCCUGGAAGACGCGACCGGUAUAGGGCAGAAAGAGUCAAGGCCGCGGGGAGCUUGGGUUUUGGCCUUGCAGAAAGCAUCCAGCAGGAGCAGAGUAGGGUGGGCUCCGGAGUCUCCCAAAAACCAUUUUGGACCUGGAGAAUAAGGGGUAUUAGGAGGUUGCCUGGGGUCCUGGUCCCAGUGCCUAAAAGUACUCCCUAGGCGAGUACCCCCUUCCACCACCUACAACAGGUCCUGUCAGGAAACCACCCAGAAAGACCCACCCGGGCACAGGAGCCUUGCCUGCCUGGUGAGUUCCUGACUUUGCUCGCAGACAGGCAGCAGGCACCGCGAGCCGAGCGCAGGACUAAUCAGGAGCUGACUGUGCGGACUGGACUCCCGGCCCUAUGGGCUGUCUGCAGCUGCUCCCGCCUUUCUUGCUCCUUAACACUGGGGAUCCGAUAAAGAAAUGACACAAGGUUUCAGUGUGUCCUGCUUGGGUUCGAGUACCCAGUUUCCUCAGAGAGCAGGACUGAGGGACCGGUGGAGGGACAAGUGAUUACAUUCACCGCUGCGGGGGUGCUGCAACUGAAAGUCUGCAUCUCGUGUCUCCACCCAAGACAUUUCUACAAUAAAAGCUCACCGAAUUAGAUCCAGCACCGAAAACGCUGAUCAUUGUUUGCACCGUUUGGGAAAGGGAUUAUGAAGGGCCCAUCCCCAGGAGGAAUGGACCCAAGGCUGACCCACCUCCUCUGCGAGGGCCAGGUCAGUCUGAGCAUACCUGCUGCCUGGGUUUCCCUAGCUUUUUGCUUGCUCUGGAAAGCGUUUGUUUUCUUUGGGGUUCUGUUUUCUGGCAGACUCCAGGGAUAACCUGAUCUGCUGAAUGGUCCUGUUAACUGGACCCCGUAGAGACCCUGAGAGGCAGAGCUUUCUCUCAUGUCCGUGCCCCCACAGCCUGAAGCUUUCAGAGCCCUGGGGCAGAGACAGGGCUUGGUGAAGGGAGGUCCUGAAAGGAGAGGGAGUUGGGUAGCAUUUCCUCCCAAGCAGACAAAAGCCAGCCCCCCCCCCC
This is a messenger RNA of Mus caroli (Ryukyu mouse), 2055 nucleotides long. RefSeq names its product small integral membrane protein 32 (gene Smim32). The record is from RefSeq and is a predicted model, not a curated record. Lineage: Eukaryota; Metazoa; Chordata; Mammalia; Rodentia; Muridae.